GCCGCCUUGUAAACAAGAGGCUUUCGUCGACAGGUGUGAGGUGGAUUUCCGCUUUGUUUUGAGCUGUUUCUAUCGACAUUUUCCACUCCAUGACACACUUUCUGUAGUUAAGGAGAGGAUAUUUAACAGUAAAAAUGGCAGGAAGUAAUGCGAGCGUUGGUAGUAAACACAGGUUGGUUGGAUUUAAUGUCUGUCUGUUACAAUCGAAGGAGGUGUUAGUUGAUCGAAUUUGUGAAGGAGCGCAGUUUCAGUUUUAGGAAAUUGCUGUAGGCUACAUACCUUGCUACAUAUUUUUAUAUUGGGUGGUUAAAACUGAAACACUCAUGCGGCCGAGGAAAGUAUGUAAAGAGUUAUAUUUACUCCCCUGGUGCAAGUCCACUCUUCUAACCUUCUAUCCACAAAAUGGACGGGCAAAUAUAUGGAUGAGUACAACUGUCAUGGUUAAUAAUUUCUGUUGCUGGUUGAUGUAUGUUUGCUACUCUCAAGCUGCGCAAUUAUUCAAGCAGUAGACCACACUUUCUAUGGGUUUACCGGCGUGAUAGGGAUGUUGGGAGAACACGAGAAAAGCUUGUAAAUCACGAGCCGAAGGCGAGUGAUUUACAAGCAUUUCACGCCAGUAAACCCAUAGAAAGUGUGGUCUAUUGCUUUUAUAAAAUAACUUUAAAGUGUGUUUCAGUUUUCUAUGAGUUUACCGGCACAAUAAACCAUAGGUUUUUAACCAAUCAGGACGCACGUACUACCUUAGUUAUUGUAUAAAGAUCAAUAAUAAAUAGAACAUUAUGGAUUUGAGCUAAUGGGAGCAGAUCACUUCCCCAAAACAAGGAAGUGUGCUGAAAUAUUCCAAUUAUUUCAGUAUUUUUUCUUUAUAAAUCCCUUUAACUGUUAAUCUUUAUAUGUCACAGAGUGAACAGCAUCAUUUUUGUGGUUUUCUAUUACCCUUGCCAUAAAAACUAUUUGAAAAGGGAGCUGUCAUUAUUUUAUGCGUGGAAUCAGGUACCAUAGUAUUUACCCUGUCGCAGAUGAAUUGCACUGUAUAUAAUAUUACACUUCGAUAGUACCUAGUACACAGGGUCCCAUUCUCUUAUUAAGUGUGGCUUAGUUUGAUUAUUUUCUUGCUUCUAAAAUUUCUUGCAGUUCUGGGGCGGUGGAUGAAAAGGUCCUAGCGGAUGCUAUCAGGAUGACGAAUAUUGCUGUCAAUCUCUGCCUGUCAAACAAGUUCCUUCAAGCACAAGCAAAACUUGAGCCUUGGUAAUGCAGUCAUUCUUUUUAAACUUGCCUUGUGUUUUCAUUUUCUUCUCCAAAUAUCUUAAAAUAAUUUUGAGUGUACAUUAUAGCCUGAUAAUUUGGCAGUUUUUGUGGGUAAACAAAUUAAAAUCCUUCUUGCAUUGGCUUUUUAAUUUCAGGGCCAAUGAAAGCAUGUACCAUGCUCUCGGAUACAGUACAAUCAUGUACCUACAAGCCAUGAUGACAUUUGAACCGGUGUGUAAAGAUUAGGCUUAUUGUGUGCCACAUGUAAAUAUUUACAUUAUUAUCACCAAGUCUAAGAAAGAGAAUAGUCAUUCAGGAAGAGAAGUGUGUAACGAUACUUGCUAAAAUAAUGCCCAAAUACAUGAUUAUAUUAAGGUGGCUGAACACAGUUUUGCGCGCGGUCAGCGGUAACUCGCAUGGCGGCGCGUGUUUUAAAUUAGCCGAGCAAACAUGGCGGCGAAAAAAGCAGUGGUACAGAGAAGACGAUUUCUCAAAAUGUACUCAUUAAAAUGUUGUGAUUUUUGGCAGAAUUUUUCCUUUUAUCGUAUUUUAAAUAAUGAGAACUUUAAAAUGGAAUUUGAACAGAUGAAUUUUGUGACACGUUUAAUAAUUACAGUACAAUUGUAUUAUUGAUUAUCUAAAAACUUCUCUGUUAAAUUUGGUCAAAUAAGUUUCAAAUGGUAAUGAUUAAUAAUAGUAUUAAGCUGUGUGUAAGUUUAUAGGAAAAUUUAAUGAGCGAACUUUAUGUAAACUGAGCAAAAGUGAAAUUUUAAGGCUGUAUUCAAUCGUUCAUGUUGCCAUGGAAAUUAUGAAAACGUCACAUUUUACCUGUCAAUCAAAACCUUUCAUCAAUGUACUUUUCACUUGCCAAGUUUCAGCUUGUGAGCUGCAACCUUUCUCUUGCCAUGAUUUGGCAAAUAAUAUAUACUCACAAACUGGCAAAACUGUGUUCAGCCACCUUAAUUUGAGUUGAAUUGUGUCUACGUACCACAGUGCUCAUAACCUUUCUAAAUUUAAAUCAUUGCAGUUAAUAUUAUUGCUUAAAAUUUUGAUCAUGUAUAUGUAGCAAGCAAUUCAGCAAGCAAGUGAAAGCAACAAGAUUGCUCUGGAUAUUUGUGAAAGGUAUGAACUUCUAACUGAUUUGAGUUAAUUAGGUAUAUUUUAAAAUUAACAUUGGCCUUAGUUUUAGCACAUACUGAAUGCCCUAUACAAAGUUAUCAUCUUUCAUUAUGAAAAAUUAUCAAAAUACAAGGUAAUUUUUUAUGCACUGAGUGUGGGCUGCCUGUGGUUUUAGCUGGAACCAAUCACUUGUGGAAAAGGAAGUAUUCAGUCCCAUGUAUUUAAUCAUUAUAUAGCAAAAUGAAUUUUCUAAAAGAGUGUUUCUAGUCGAUCAUUAUACAUGUAACCAUUAUACUCAUAUUUCUUUAAAAAUAAAUCUUUUUAGGCAUAAAAGAAGACAAACAUGGUCAGAGUCACUAACAAGCUGGAUUUGGAAUCCCUCUUAUGACAACUUGACAGAAGGUACAUGUAUUUUAUUUCUUUAUUUCAUUUAAUUUUAAUGUUUUAUAAUUUUUAAAUUUUAUACUCGUAUCCCAUUAGCCUUGUCCAUUGUCAUAAACUUAAGGAACAUAUGUCUUAAUAUUUUCCGCUGAAUUCUUGCAAUUUCAGUGGAACGUCAUGCAGAGCUUUGUUAUGCAGAGUGUUUGUUCAUGAGGGCAAUGCUUACUUUUAUUCAGGUACAGUUAAAGUGUUUUUCUUCACUAAUACUAACAGACAUUACUAACAGACAUUAUUAUUGAUUGUAGAAUUCAAUAUUUUGUUGUAUGUGAUGCUAAAUUAUGGAAUACUGUUUCUUAGGAUGAAAAUCUGGUCAGUUUCAUCAGAGGAGCUCUCAAAAUCAGAAGUGCAUAUCAGUCCUAUAAGUAAGUCACAAGCUCAGGUCAGAUACCCUUACUCUGUUUUAAAUACAAUUAUAUUUUUGUGCAUAUUGCAGACUUAAAUGUUUUUGUUGGUAAUUAUAUAGAGGAUAUUACAUGGCCAUGCGGAGCCACAAAAUUUCUCUUCGAAUAUUGACUUAUUUUUCCAAUUUGAGAAGAGAAAUUUUGUAUCUCCAAGCGGCCAUGUAAUGUUCUAUUUAUUAUGUAAACAUCAAUGAAAUACCACACCAUUUCACUUUAAUAGUUUUUUCCUGUGAAAGGCACAAUUUAUCAUGCAGCGAUAGCAAUGGGGAUCUUUUCACGUGUGAAGAUGACAUGUUAUUUUCACAUGUGAGGAUAUCAUGUUUUUGCACAAAAGCUCACCUGGCAUUUCAUUGGUGUUUAUAUAGUAAAAUAUCAUAUUCACUACCCUGGAAGAAUGCGAUGUUACUGCCAGUUAACACACAUUGAGUACAUCUGUGGUGGAAAGUUAGCAUAUUUAAAAAAUUUCCUUGCUCCACAAACUGACACUUCACUCUAUGUCAAAACUUGAUCUAUGUAGGACCUGCCUUGAUAUGGUAAAACAUCAGCCAUCCUCCUUAAUACAGUCACCUCAGAGAAAGGAUUUUGAGGGAGGAGUUCACCUGGGUAUAGGAGGGUUCAAUUUGGUGAGGCUUGAAUCCAUUAAUCAAUCAAUCAGUGCCAUUUGAUAUCCAUGUGCCAUGAUAUUAGAACUCUUGGAAACUAUUAAGUAACUCUUGAUCUUACUUUCUAUCUUUUGAGAUGUUGUCAUUACUUCCAGCCAAGAUUAUCAAACUGCUGGAGUGGGUUGGUUUCUCUGGAGACAAGGUAUUGUAAACAGUGUAAACUAAUAAAAUAUAGUAGUUACAUAAUGUCUGAUCUCAGUUACAUUACUUCUGAGAUGUUUCAGGUGUUAAAGGGAGGAGUUUCUUAGGUAAAAGAGGCAAGAGGUUAUUAGUUCUGUGAAGGCAUCUGCAACAAUUCAAUUCACAGGUGGUCAGGUAUAACAGCCACUCUAACAGAGAGGGUGACCACUGCCCAACUUUGCUGUGCUUUACUGCUAUUAUUUAUUAGCUCCUUUCAUUAUUUGACCAGUUUGUGGGUCUGGAUCAUUUGGACCAGGGUUGCCGUGAUCAGAAUCUCAGAUCACCCAUGUGUGCCAUGGUUCUGUUGGCGUACCACAGUGUGAUCACUUAUUACCUUGGUAAGCAUGCAAUUAUUAGUAACAGUUAACAGCUGGCCUGUGUGCACGCUCUCCCUUUCAAUUGGCAAGUGAAGUAGGCCCCCGAUUUGCUCGUAGUUAUUUAACUGUUGCCUAAGUAUAUGAUGGAUUUCAUUGAUGAAGAUAAUGUUGUAAACUCUUGAUUAUUUUGAAAAAAUUGUCCUGAGCAGCAGACUCAAAGGAUCUUUUCAUACAUAUCCCUUGGAGCCUGGGCUAGACCGGAGAUAAUGACAAUGAGGAACUGAACAUGCUGCUAUCUCAUUGGAGUAACGAUUUGAAGUAAAAAUGGUUUGAAUUAAAUCAUGGAUGGGGCUUUGAUGGGAUUUUACGGUGUAGAAUUUAAUAGACUAAACUUAGUGACCCUUAACAUUGCCAUUCAGAUUCUUGAUCAUUUGCUCACCAACUCAUCUUACACCUCCAUUUGAUUUUGUAUUUUUCAGGAAAUGGGGAAGGAGAUGUGACAUAUGCUGAGCAAAUUCUUCAACCUCAGUUGAAAGCAUUUCCAAAGGUAUUUUAUAGCAGGAACUUAUCUUAUCUAUAAUGACGUUGUAUCAGCCAACAUUAUUUCGUUUUUGAUGCCGUUUGCCUUUUUUCCUCACCUCUUUUGUACUAUUGAUUUUUUGCCAGUUCUAUAUCAUAAACAGUAGUACGGGAUAGUUUAUUUUUGGGGCGCCUUAGCGAUGCCAGUUGAAGUCUUUGUGGCUGUUUAUUUUGUUUUGCUUGUGUUAGGGAGCGAUAUUUUUGUACUACUCUGGGAGAAUAAAGCAAGUUCAAGGCAAGUUAGAUGAAGUAAGUUGGAACACACGACUCUCUUCUUAUGUAUGUACCGGUAGUUCCAAUAUGAGACCUGAGAAUACGCAGUUUUGAAGUACUAUAAUUGCUGACGAAAAUUCCCAUCUAAGCCCUCACCACUACAGAUCCACACAUUGCCUUCCCCAGGGUGUGGUCUUAAUUGUGAAGUUCUGGCAGUGUAUUUACUCUCCUUCUGUGGUUUUUUCGGUCAAAUCACUUUACUGCUGUGUACACCAAACUGACUGUACUAUUUUUGGUACCAGGCCAUCACAAGUUAUAACGCCUCAAUUGCAGUUCAAUCAGAGUGGAAGCAGUUCCAUCAUAUUUGCUACUGGGAGAUGAUCUGGUGCUAUGCGUAAGUUUAUAGCUGUCACACGUUUCCGAGCAUUAAAGAGGUAAAAAAAGCCACCUUUACGGCAAAUGUCAAAUCGUACCACUUGACCAAGUUGUCCCUUUGGUUGUUGUGUACUGUUGUUUAUAUCUCUACAAAAAUCAAUUCAUCAUGUCAGGUUGACGCAUGAAAGUUGUUUCCGACAGUUAGAACUUAUCUGCCCAUUUUCCUGUUUUGAGAAAUUGUCAACACUAACCUGGCGAUUAUCGUUUGCCGUAAACUUGAUUAUAAAUCUCUAUUUUGUUUGUACACGUUUUAAAGAGGGAUCUUGAGACUGAAUCUCGGAAGGUUGGAGUGGAAUGGCACCAUGUGGGAUGAUGUCAUUGUUCAGCUAUUGGCGGACAACGGAAGAAGGGAAGUGGAGGUAGAAACACAGCGAAUGAGAAUCUCCCCGAUCUUUCACUUCCAUCCUCUUCUCGUGGGCAGUCACAUUAUCUUCGCUUUUCUGGUCAAGUUAAGCAGGCUGAUUGGAAAAUCACUUACCGUCCCUUUAGCUAUGUAAUGCAGUUUUAAUUCACUGCCUUUUUUGGUGAUGUUAAGCUUCACUUUUUGCGUUGUCAGAUACAAGGGGGACUGGACCAAAGCUUACCAUUACGCAGCUGUCCUUUUAGCAGAAAGCCGCUGGUCAAAGGUGAAAACAUUCGACAUAUACCAUGCGCGUGCACAUAGCUUUUUACUGCUUGAUCCAGUGUCUCGAGAGACCUUAACAUCAGUUCCUUUUUCACUCUACAGACGACUUACAUGUAUCUGAAGGCAUCAUUCAGAGUUACGGCGCGACUGACAAACCAACAGAUAGCAAAGGAGGAUGAUCAAGGAGAGAAAGACACAGAGGAAUACAUGUUCAGGUUCAGUACUACCUCAGACCGACCAACACUUGGCUGUUGAGUCUUUUCAGACACAACUCAGUUGUAACGUUUGUACCUUUCUAGCCUAGGAGAUGUAGUUUAAGGAUUUGCUCUCUCUCAACACUCGUUUAUUAAGAGGUUGUGUAAUAAACAAGUCAUAUAGAAAAGCUGCCCCCUUUAAAACGUUUACGUAGAGUUGCCGUCCCUUUGCCGAAAAAGUAAUUUUUACAGUUCUAGUCCAUAAGGCGAGUGGAAGUCAAACGACUUCCCACGUCGCCUCCUCCCAAAACGUUUUUCAGCCGUUUCUUUGGAAUUCAUACAAGAACAAAAUCUGUUCAACAUACGUGUUACAUGUUGAACUUAUUCCAGUGUAGUACGGUAUCUUUGUAUCUGAGUGAAUGUUGAUGUCGCUGAUCCCACUUUUGUAACACAGAUACAGACAUCCGUACCUUGUCUGACUUACCAAUGGUAAGGUAAAGCCGAUCACGCCCCGGUUGUUCAAACGUUGGAUAACGCAGUAUCCACCGGAUAAAUCACUAUCCAGCGGAUAAGUAUUAGGGAGACUAAUUGCACUGGAUAGAGAUUUGUCCGGCGGAAAGCUCUAUCUAGCCUUUGAACAACCGAGACCAGCAAUAAAGAAAACUGCUGUAUGCGGGGUGUAAUAACUUGUGCGCAACUUUAUGCUUUUGUUUAAUUUCUUUUAAGGCGUCUUCCUGUAUACAAACAACGCAUCGCUGGGAAAUCCAUUCCUUUUGAAAAGUUCUCUAUACAUAAAGCCAACAAGUAUCUUGAACAAAGUAACCGACUUUUUCUUCCGGGCCUGGUAAAUAUUCGUUACAUUGUUUGUGCUAUAAUUUAACAGUUGCUGCAAAAAUGACUCCUACAAGGUAUUCUCGCUAAUUUUGUGUCGUCUCGUACUCUCAGUUUCAGAUUUUAUUUUCCUUUUGUUAUAGGAGCUCAUUUUACUCUGGAAUGGAUUUAAUGUCCUUCAUCGCAGGCCAGAUUUAGUUGAACCAAUGUUGGACCUGGUACAGAAGUCUUUAGCAGAACUGGAACGAACUAAAGGUAAAAAGAUAAUUAGCCAGCGUGACAGCCAGUGUGACCGGCGUGUGAAGGAGAAUGGAAGGAAGGAAGUGAACUGUUAAUUGGAGGAAACAGUGAAAGUAUUUAUGUUUGGUAGUGUUAUCAACACUUGUUUCAGUUUUAUGAUCAAACUAAGGUUUGUUGCUGGCUGGAGGGAGAUAGUGACUGUUCUCAGUUUAUAUUCGUCAUAUGUCGUGUUGACCUCGGGACAAUUUCACUGCUAGGGUCGGUUGGUUUUUAUUGCGUUAUUAUUGUUGUUGUUGUUAUCGUCGUCCUCAUCACUACUAUUAUUGUUUUAAUUGAUUUCCAUGUGUCAACACUUCAACGAAUUUUGAGUAGGAGAAAACUAAGUUAAAACUUAGUUUUGUCAAUCUCUGUUUUUCCCGUUUCAGAAAAGAACGCAAAUUACGUGGACGACUGGUGUUUAGGACACUUGCUUGAGGGAAUGUGUUAUCGCUGCAUGAACAAACCAGCUGAAUCACUUGAAAGCCUGCUAAAAGCUGUUAAUCGGUCAGUUGUUAUUUACAAUAUUCUUUUUUCACCUUUUAAGUUAAAUUUCAUGAAUUAAUUAAUGAAUCUCGUAAGGGACAAAAGCCUUGGUAAUUUGCCUUUUCAACUAGUUCACUGCACAGCUGUAGUGAAAUGCAAACUAAUAAGGCUGAGUCUUGGUGUGAUGAUUUUUCUCUACAUGUGAUAUUUUAAGCUUGAAGUGUGACUGUAUUCGGACAAACUUACUUUCCAAUUUUAUGCUGUGGUGGCGGUGUUUUGGGUGCGGUUGUUUAAUGAAAUUUCAGGCGUUCUUAAAUGACGUACUUGCUUGUCUUUCAGAUCAAAGGACAUAGUUCAGGAUCUCUAUUUAGCCCCUUAUGCGUGCGCAGAAGUUGGUUUUCUUCAGUUAGAGGAGGGAGAUCUGGACCAAGCUAAAGAAUACCUGCACAGAGCAAGGUAUAACUGAGAAAACCACGUCUUAAAAGACGCCAGCGCGUGACAAAUGAGUUGAGAAUGUAUAUGAGUAGCAGGGUUUUUUUUGUAUGGAAUGAAACCAGUGAUAACAGGUUGUAUAAUUCAGAGAACUAAGGCGCAAUCGCCAUGUUACCCGGCUUCGUAGGAGUGUGCGACUUACAUGCAUAAAUCAUAAAUCGUAAAUGUAUUCCUUGGUAAAGCUGCAAGAGAAUAGUACUGAGCAACCCCCUCCUAAUGGCUGUUUCUUUUGUUUGUCGCACAGGAAAGAUUACGACAAUCACAUGCUUCAAAGCAGACUUCAUUUUAGGAUCCACUCCGCACUUCAGGAAAUCAAACACACACGGAAGCUAGUUAAAGAAGCCUCUAAAAGGGACAAGCAACUUCUUAAACGCUCUAAAAAGAAUUCAAAUAACAAUACGUCAUCUUCGUUUGAAGACUCGUCCACUCUCUCUCGCCAGGACUCCAGCUCGUCAUUUGAAACCGCCCCUGAAUACUCUUCUUCUGACGAUGAAAGGGAUUUGAGAGACUCAACCACAGAGAACGAGUGCGCCCUGGAAAAGAAAUUAACAGAAUUGACAUUGCCAAAUAAGGCGUUAAGUCCAACAAAUGUGUUAAGGGAAACAGCUGUUUAAAAACAAGUGUCCAAGUUAGAUGCGGUAAUUUUAAAUUAUUUUAUUCAUAUUUUAUUGACUUGCGUGUACAUACAUCCCCAUGAACUAAAUUUAUUUGUAACAGGGAAAAUCCUCAGUUGAAUGUUUAUUAUUUAAAACUGCGGUCGGUUUAUCGUCUUCUCAGACAUGGAUUUUUUGACUGACAAAUACAAAACUUCUUUGUGGGCGUUGAGGCCCAUGAAGAAGGCCAGGGGGCAAAGUCCCAACAAUGAUCUGUUGCUGACUUUACCGACUCACUUUUUUAUUUAACUUUGUAACAUCUGCAGAUUUGUGAAUUACCCACUUUCUCCCUGAUGGACAUUUUUGUUUCUCUGAUUUUCUGAGAUGCCAAAUAAGAAGAAGGGGAGGGCAAAGCAGCUUUUAUUUCGCUUAAAAUGAAAUUAUUUUAAUGUGAUGACAAAAAACAGCCUGUUAAAAUUUUGUAAUAACUCGUAUUAAAGUUACGUUAUGAACAAAUAAAAUACAACUUUGGUGUUUUCUAGUGAUAUAGUUUAUAUUACUUGUACGUUAGAAAGAUAAAACUGAAGAUUUUUGAACUAAUGUACCUUUGCUGUUGUGUAUUUGUACACUUAAGGUUUGAAGGGAGUAUGAAGUCAGUAAAUAACAGAUAAAGACCAAACAGUCGGCUAAGGUGCACUAACCCCAUCAGCGUUCGAAUAACUGUUUUGUUCAGUAUACCCUGUUUUGCCGUCAGCUUUUUACUACCACUCAAAAAUGUAUGAACAAUUCUUAAAGAAAAAACGCAAGAAAUUAAUGUUUAAUGAGUGUCUUUAUAUCUGAUAAAGACAGGGCUCAACAUAACGUCCAAUUUUUUAGACCAAAAUAACCCCAAAUCUAAAUAUCAGUGCAGGAAUUAGUUGAUAUAUAUCAGAGAUUUUGAAGCAUUUAAAAAAAAAACACGCAGUCGUGUAUUAUCAGGUUUUCUCGGCUUCGCCUCGAGUUUUAAAACCUGAUAAUACACCCCUACUCGUUUUUUAAACAGUACAUUUAUCGGCCUUUUCAAUCAGAAAGAUUGGUGACUUCUAGCCCAUAGGAAGGCCUGAUACUCAGGCUAGGUGACUUCUUUUCGUUACCAGUCCGAACCUUCACGUUGUUAUCGUGAUCAUCAAUGUUUCGCAAAUGUAUUUCUAGGUCUCUUCUUUUUCGUUCUACUGUUGACGAUUUCUUUUUCAACUGCUGCAAGCGUUGCUUAGAAGCCUUUAUUUCUUUCCUGCUUGGCCUUCUUUUGGCGAUGGUUUCGCCCAAAUUUUCGGGCAAGCCAUCUCCAAAUGUGGUACCUUUUUGGAACAUUCAGACCCCUCUAGGGGAUGGAUGGGGAGUUGCUUUGUUUCAAGAAGUACUGGGACGAGUAAACAACGAUGGCCACUUUGGCGAGCAGAAAACAUGGACGGCAAGAUGUAGGUCUUCAAGAGAAGAAUAAGAAGGUGGAAUAUCAGCUGAACUUGGACGUAAAUGCGUACUAAAAUGGACGGAAAUGCAGUGGAACAACAGAGGUGAUCAAAAACGUUGUUUUUUUUCGCAAUUAACCGUGAGUUGUAUGUUUUUCUGGACGCAGAUCAUCCGGCACUCGUAUAAUUUGUGGCGCUCUUUGGCAAUUUUAGAAUUUACUUGCAAACCAAAGCUUUAGAAUGUAGAAUUUGCUUUUAGAAACUUAUAACAGUAAUUUCAAUAGUUCAAUGUUAUAUGACAGUUUGCUAUGAUUUUCACACAGAGCUGAGUGCGUCUCACGAUUGAGCAAUAAGUAAUUCGGUCUCUAACAGUUGAACUUUGCGCAAGUAUGGCAAAAUUUCGAAUUCCUGCCAGAGAGGUUUUUGUGUUACAGUGACCUGCAUAAUGAUAGAUAUGUAGUUGGUCAUCCCUUCUCGAUCUCCUGCGCUAUAAUAACAAAUCUAAAGAAUUUAUAUAAAUAUCCAUACGUGGGUUUGUUGUAAUGGCGCAAUAACUAAACCAUAUAAAGGGUUUACAAUCAAGAUCGUGAAUUUUCAGGAACUUACCAGUAAAAUCUUGAAUUUUCAAGGUCCUUUUGGUCUCCGUCAUGGCUGCUUUUAGUUUGUGGGGAGGAGGGUUGCAUGACGACACUAAAAACGGCUGCAAGGGAGACUUAAGGUCCUGUUGCAAAAUCUGGACAUUUUUAAGCUUAUCACCAUAGUAAUACUCCUCUCUACAUUUGUUUAUGAAUGCCAGUUUCCAGUUCUUGGUAUAUGUGAAACAAGAACAGUUCAAAAUGCUUUGGCAGGACUUUACAAAGAAACUUAGUAGUUACUUAUGGUGUUUUCCUCUGGUUGCAUGAUCUAAGAUCACUUGGAUCAUGGUAUGUCAAAGGUAUUGAUGAAUCCUUGUCCGGAGAUAGGAUUUUGCAGUUUCCUUUGAUACAAUAUAAAUAUAUGGUCCAGGAGAUCUUAGAUCAUUAAAAUCCUGAUCCAGAUCAAUCUGAAGAAAUGCAGUCAUUUCCAUGAAAAAAUUUGCAUUCUACAGCGAUCAGGGUGAAAAUUCUCUGAACAUAUCAGAAGCUAUGGAGAUGAUAUACAGAGCUGCAGAGCUCUGCUUCUCAAAUAAGUUCAUUGAAGCAAGGGAUCAACUGGAGCCAUGGUGAGAAGCAGUAGUUAAUGUGGUACAGUUGAACCUUGCAUGUCCACAACAGCCACCCUGGGGAUCAUAGGAAAAAGUGGCGGUUGUAUUUAGGUGGCUGCUGUCUGUAAAGAAGUUUAAACAAGAGUCAAUGUAUGGACUGUAGUCCACCAAAAAACUGGCCAUUGUAGAGAGGUGGACUUGGUGGAGAAGUGGCAGUUAGUUGAGGUUUGACUGUACUAUAAUCAUAUGAUCUAUAGUCCUAUACAGCUAACACAUUUUUUAUGCAGGCAUUAACCCUGGGGAUGCUCAUUUCAAAUUUAAUGGGGAAAAAGUUUCUCACUCAGAGUUAUAAUAAUUAUAUUGUAUAUAAAUGGGCGCCUACAUUUUACCCGUAGUUAAUACUAUUUAAGGGAACCCUAAUUUAAAGAAUCACAGUGAUACUAUAAGGCAAUACCUUUGUUAUUGGACUAAGUACCUUAAUGAUCAUACAUAGGCUAUAAUUAUUAUCCAGACUUUUCCCCUCAGAGCAACAAUCUUCAUCAUCAUCAUCAUCAUCAUCAUCGUCGUCAUUAACUAUUUUUACCAUGGAUGGUCAUGCAGUCCCCUUGUUGUUAGUCUGGAGCAACAAUGAACUAAUCAAAUAUUACAGUAAGGGAAAGUUCAUUUAAUAUGACAAGGGGGGGGGGGAUGAAGAUAUUGAGGGGGGGCUCCAAAAAUUUUUAGACACCCGAAGGGGGGGCUCUGAAAAAAUUGUUUUAGCUAGGAGGGGGCUCCGAAAAUUUGUAUACUUCAAAACCAACACAUGACAUCAUCAUACAGAUCGGAUGGUUUUCAACUCAACAAUUUAAUGACCUGUGCAACUCAGCUAUAUCACGUGGUUUACAGAUAUAACAAAUGUAGUCUCAGUAAUUAUUACACUCUUGUUCAUCCCAAAAAUGCUUUGGAAAAUUGUAUCACAACUGUAUCUCAAGUUUGUCAUAGUAUAAACCAUUGAAGACAAUAACGUUAAAUAUAUUUAAUACAGUCUAGCGAUCUUUUUUCAGGGGAGCAAAGGAAUUGAAGGAGGAGGGGGGGGGGCUCUGAAAUUUUUUCGACUACCAAGGAGGGGGCUCCUAAAAAAUUGACCCGCUAGCGAGGGGGGCUGCUAAAAUUUCAAGCUUCGAGUUUCAAUAUCUUCAUCUCCCCCCCCUUGUCAUAUUAAAUGAACUUUCCCUAAAAGAAAAAAAGUUGUGAUAAUUGUGGUUGCUUAAUCAGGGACUGAGGAGAAUAGUCUUGCCUGCAAUUUAUAGGGACAGUUCCUUGAAAGGGGAGCUAGCUCAUAGCCAUUAACCUCUCAUUUAGUUUGUUAAGUGUCAGGUACCCAUAUUUACAAAGCCUGAUGUUAUUAUUUAAUUUUUCAGGGUUAAUCAAAGCAUUUACCAUUCAGUUGCAUACAGCUGCAUCAUGUGCGUUCAAGCUCUGCUGAAAUUUGAACAAGUAUGGCACCUCUUUUUGAGUCUUUUAAGUGUACUGAUUUGAUUUAUUUGCAGUUAAUUUUUUAAUUGGUUUUAAAGGUUAUUCUUUUUGUUCCUUUCAGGAAGCCAUUAAUAAGGCGCAUCUUAGCAUAAAGCUUGCCAUGAACGUUUGUGAAAGGUAUGUAGAAAUGAAGAUAUUAGAUCUCCAUCCUAAAAUUGACUGCACUAACCAUUCAUUUUAUGAUCUGUUAUUUUUAAUAGUUACCCCUCUGACUGUCCUUUGCUUGAUGAAUUGUUAUGGUAAUUAAAUAACUGGUAGGCUCCAAGCUUGAAUACAUCUGUAACUUUGUUACAUUACUUCUUUAGACACCGGAAAAGGCCAAGUUGGUCUGAAACAUUUUCAAGUUGGAUUUGGACUUCAUCAUCAGAUGAUUUCACGGAAGGUUGCUAUAGUGAUUCUUUCAUGAUUUUUCUACACUUACUGAUAUAUAAUAACGUUAGCAACUUUGCAAGGAAACACGAAGUAACUACUUAAUAAUAUUAGUUGUUUUCUUAUUGGACUUUCAGAAGAAAAACAUGCAGAGUUGUGUUAUACAGAAUGUUUGUUACUUGAUGCUCUACUAACUUUUAUUCAGGUUAGUCAUGACUACAACAGCUUUUAUUGUUAUUCUGCUAUUUUUAAAAGCUUGAUAUUAUUAAUUUAUUAGUGGCUGUACUGAUUCUUAGUUUGAUUAAUGUUUUAUGAAUAUUUUCAUAGGAUGACAAUAUUAUCAGUUUUGUUUGGGGAGCUUUCAAAAUCAGGAACUGCUAUCAGAAUUACAAGUAAUGGUUGAGCAUUUAUAAUUUACUCCCGGCAUAUUCUAUCAUAUUUUGUUAGUAAGUCAUCAGUUGAUGCUGUUAUAUUUUAAUAUUAACUGGCAUUGAAAUAAUUAAGAAGUUUGUUUUUUCACUGUUUGUUGCACAGGACUUGCCUUGAAAUGGUAACAAAUACAGGUUGUUCAACAUUUCAGUCGUCACUUGUUAAAGAUUUUGAGAAUGGAAUUCACUUGGGAAUCGGGGGAUUUAAUUUGGUGAGUAGUGCUUCAUGGCAGAUUUUGUGUUAUUUCUUAAAUUCAAUUUGCACAAAACUCUGUUCUUCCUGUCACUGGUGGCUAUAACUAUAAUGUUAAUGGGACAUUAACAACUUGCAUCUUUCAAUGUGAAACAUGAUGCACAGAGGGCUCCCUCAGGGAGUUCUGUAUUAAUUAGUUUUCCUUUUGGUGUUCAAGGUCUCUCAGUCAUCAUGCAAAGUUUAAUUUUAAGGUUAACAUUUUGGAAACCAUUUGACUAGAGAUAAAUGGCAAAAAACAAUUGGUCCAAUGAAUCCCCUGAUUUAUUUCAAUACAUGUUGUAUCACUAACUGUUUUUUAGAAGUAAGUUUGUUUAUCCUCUCUUUUUCAUUUCAGGUUUUAUCUCUCCUUCCUCCAAUCAUCAUUAAAUUGUUAGAGUGGGUUGGAUUUUCAGGAGACAGGGUACAUUUUUUAAAUUUUGUUAUGCUCCCCGCGAAACGAUGAUUCGUGUUCCUUGAACAUGUCAUCACUAACCACACCAAAAGAUAUUUGUAACUCAAAUUUUGCCUGGCUUGUCCAGUUCUGCUUGGUUCUUUUGAUUUUCUCCUUUGGUAAUAAUUUAUUUAAAACUGUGCUCAAAGAAUUCUGUUUUGUUUUCAUGUAACCAGUUUCUAGGGUUAAAGCAUUUACACAAGGGCAGCAAAGGUCAAAGUUUAAGAUCACCAUUGUGUUCUUUGCUUCUUCUUGCCUAUCACACAUGGAUCUCUCAGUAUCUCGGUGAGUAGCAAUAAUCUUACAAAACAAGACUUCAUAGUUUAUAAUCUUUGAAGUGGAGUCUUGUUAAUUCCACCACCCCCACGGAUAUUUACGUCCCGAGGAAGAGAAACAACUGAAAGCAAGUUAGUGUGGCUGGCAGUAGGCAUUAAUAAUGUUGUGUUCUUGUCUGUUCUUCUAGGUAAUGGUGAUGGGGAUAUGGAAUAUUCAGAACAAGCCCUUCUUCCCCUACUAACAGCAUAUCCAAAAGUACGUAUGGAAGAUUGUAAAAAAAAUGUGUGUGAAUUCAUUGCAAUUGCUUCAGUUCUUUGUGGUACAUUUUUAACUAAAGGUACUUUGUCUUUAUAACUCCUAGCAUAUAGUUUAAACUGUUUUAGGAGUAUAUUGAUUAAAAGAUUCAAGGAUUCCAUACAUGUAAGAACGCUGCUUGCCAACUUCUUUCUUUACCACUGUUAUGAGUGUUGUGCAUUAUCGUCAUAUCAUUGUUAUGUCAUCAUCAUAUCAUUGUUACAUCAUUGUUAUCAUAUCCUUGGUAUUUGAAUCAGAAGCACCGUAGUUAUCGUUACCAAGGUUAUCAUCACCUGCAUGUGGAAACCUGAACAGCCCUGUCAACAACUGGCCUUGCCGACAAAGCUCAAUCGUUCCUUUUGCUUUCACGUUCAGCAUAUGAGAUAAAUUCAGUGCAUGAUAAUUGUGUAAUAUUAUCAACAACAAUAUUAUCAACAAAUAAUCAGUAUCCACGACUGCUUCACAUUCUCAUUUUGAGAACGCAUCGAAAGUCAUGACUACCUCAAUAAUUGUGGUUAUUCUGUCUCAAAUAUUGGGCCAUCUCUCUUUUGUUUUAGAUUGGUCAUUAAGUAACUAACUAUGGAUUAAUUGGUUGAUGUGGAAAUUAUUUACAAGACAAGCCUAUUUAUUUACCUGAUGCAGAUUGUUGUUUGUGGAAUCCAUGCUUAGUAAUCAAAACGUGUUAUCACCAAAUUAAUUUUCUUCUUUUACUUCCCCCAACAAAUCUUUCCUACCACUGUCUGCUUCACAGUAUCUUUUGGUCCGCAGAGCAAUUUAAAUAAUUUCCACUGAUGCAUUUAUUUCAACAGGGAUCUAUAUUUAUAUUUUUCGAUGGACGCAUUAAACAAGUUCGGGGAAGGCUAGAUGAGGUAAGUUCUGGUAGUACAUAUUCUUUUCAACCAUAUGUGUACGAUAAAAUUAUAACGUUAAGUGUGAAUGAUGUUUUUCAGUCAGUGACUCAGACGACCGGUAAAAGGAAAAACGAAAUCUGAACAUUCUGGUUUCUAGUCAGCUGUCAGCAUUGUUCGAGGCUAAGUCAGUUGUCAGUGACUAACACUCUGCAUGCUGCUAGGUCGAUGCUGGACUAAAAUGUCUUUAUGGUAUCUUGAUUCACAUUGGUGUAAAGCGAUGGUAAAUUUUUAAAAGCCCAGUGAAUAUAUUUACAGAGAACAUUUUUCAGUCGGUGACAAAGGGUUUGCCAUUACCAUGCUGUUAUUGUGCUACAAUAAUUAUUACUUUCUAAUGUUUUGAAUGGGUGACCUUAGCCUGUUUCAGGAUCUCAGAUAGUGGGGAAGAGAGGAAAGAAAAAGGCACGCGAAAAGUUGGAGCCCUAACCCUAACCCCUCCUCUUCCCUAAAAAGUUCCAAUUUUUUCCUUUUUCUAGAAAGUUUGUAAAUUGAAAUUUUUUAAAAAGAUAUUUCUUUAUUUGUUCAACUUAUACAUCAAAUAAAUGCUUCUUCAUAAUCAGCAACAAUUUUAAGCAGAAGACGUGAUCCCAAUUUUUAUGCCCCAUUCUAGAAAAAACGCCCGAAAUGCAUACCCGUUCUAAAUCAGGAGCUUCAAGCCUGGAACAGGCUAUGGGGUACGCCCCGGCCCUAUCCUCCUCUCCCCAAGUUCCUUCCUUUUAUUUUGUGUUUCAGCGGGUAACUCGGAGCCUGGAACACUCUUGGGUAUAGUAGUAAGAAAAUUGAAAAUUUGCACAUGUUUUGUGACUUUCCUCACAGGCCAUCAGUAGAUACAAGCAUUCAAUUACUCUUCAGUCAGAGAUUAAACAGUUUCAUCACAUUUUCUACUGGGAGCUCAUGUGGUGUCUUGCGUAAGUAACUUACGACCAGUGCCAUCAAUCUGUGUCUGUUGGCGGCAUUGUCCAAACUAGGGCCAGGAAUCACCCUUGCACAUGAAAACUUGCACAUAAAAACUUAACUUUAGAUGUAACUACUAACGUGACGCUCGUUAGAGGAAGUCCAUCAGUAGAUACAAGCAUUCUUUCACUUGUCCGUCAGAAGUUUCAUCAAAUUUUCUAUUGGGAGUUUGUGUGUUGUCUUGCGUAAGAUACUACUCUUAAAAUAACAGGACCCUAAAUACUGGUAGCAAUGAUUUAAGGUUAUUAGUCACUGGUGAAUAAAUAGUGUUAGGGGAUGGGAUGCAACAAAAUCUUGCAGGUAGAACUCGCUAUGAGUCCACCUUUACAGUAAGGCCUCUUCGUAUUUCAAAGAAACGAAAAAAUAAACAGCAGCUUGGGUUUUUCCCACCUAAUAAAAUCAUUCUCUACUUUGAAAUGUCAUUUAGUAUGUACAUCAUGUAUGAUGUGUUUUGUUGUCAGAUAUAAAGGAGACUGGAUCCAAGCAAGUCAUGACGCUGGUGUUUUGUUAGAUGAAAGCCUCUGGUCAAAGGUAAAUCACAGUAUUGUGAAUAUCGCCUUCCAGCAACUAGGUUUUGAUAAUCAUUAUAACAAAACAUAGCGGUUUUACAGAGGUGGUCAUUUUAGUAAAGAUUUGAGUGUUUUUUUUUUUGUCCUCUCUGGAUUUAGACUGUUUACAUGCACCUGAAUGCAUCGUUUAUAUUUAUGGCCAGACUUGUUAACCAGCCAAUAACCAGCCAACAAGACGAGGUGGAAAAAGACUUGUUCAAGUAAGUGAUGGUACUAAAGUGAGCUAGAUAGGGUAGGUACAGUUUGGCUGCAUGGGUGAGCGGUCAAUUGGUAUCUUAUUAAAGAAAGAGUACUCGAAGUCACCCAAGUGUCAUUUUUUACGUUGCCUUGUUAGGGGCUCUAAUCGAUCAAAUCUAUUUUGUUUUUUUAAUGCUACUUGUUGUUGUCGUUUUUUUUUUUCGUUACAAGGCGUCUGCCUGGCUACAAGCGGCGAAUUGGAGGGCAGUGUCUUCCAUUUGAAGAUUUUGCCAUUCACAAGGCAAACAAGUACUUUAAACAAAACGGCCGUCUUUUUCUUCCAGGAGUGGUAAGCAACGUGGAACCUCUUUUAAUCUGAAAUGCUAAAUAAUAAGAAAGUAAUGACAAAAACUAUGAUACUUUAUUGAGAAGCUUUGUACGUCACAUCCCUUUUAAAAAAACGCACUAUAACAGAUAUCAGCCAAUAGAUACUAUACUCGUGACUGUACAUUUUAUUGAGACUCGCUGUAAGCUUGCGCGCAUGACGCAUGAACAUUGUCUAAUCUCAUAAAACCCCAGUUUGAACAUUCGUUCAGCCAAACAAGAAGACCGUGACAUUUGCAUUAUUGAUCUUGUUCAAUCUCCACCCCACCCCGUCCUAUUCCACUUCUGUGUUUCCGUAUCCAUUAAAACAGAAUUUUACGGGAGUGGUGCAGUGGUAAAAUAGCAAUAGCCUGCAUCGCAGACGUAAUCUAACCCCGGUUAGUAAUGUCUGCAAAGCAGCUUUGAGAUCCUUGUCCCAGGCCCUCUACGGAUUAGCAAAUUACUGGAAGUACGUUUCGCUUUUCAGUCCUCCCAUCAGGCUUUUAGCCAGACAUUGAAAACUGGCCGUCCAGAAGGUAUGUUUUGUCAUAAAAUUAUAAGAGAUUAAGUGAAUUUUCCUUGUGUUUCUUCCAAAAAUGGGCAUCCAUAGGACGGCUGGACUCCCUUCUGGCUAAAACCUUGCCUCCCAUCCAGAUUGGCAAAUCCACAAUGGCCAUUUUAACAGGCCAAUCAUGACGCGUACUGAAAUCCGGGUACACAGGUAGGGGCCCAGAACAAGGAACAAGGAUUUUGGCGCUGUUUCGCAGACGGACCUCAAGUUAAGUUUUGUCUGUGUCCAGACUACUACGCAACGACCGAAAAACAAUCAUUUAACAGACAUUUCGGUUAAAUUGUUGGUGUUAGUUGUAUGGUAGGAAUCUACUUAAUUAUCCUUUCUGGGGAGGAAUACAUUAGCGUCGAUAGUGUCACAGGUGUUUGUCUAAUUCUCUAUGCUAAAGGAAGAUACAAGCGUAACGGUGAGUUCUGAUUUAAGCCAACCAACAACUUUUAAGUUUCAUUGUGGCCAGGGUCAGGUCUGUCAAUUAUAUGGUCCUUGAUUUAACACAUCUUCUGGCAUUGUCUGUCUGGCCGGUUGUGGGUCCGUUCAACUCUGAGAAUGAAAGCAAAAAUGAAUGAAGAGCGGCAAAAACUAACUCCAGGUGACCAUGUGAAGGUGUCCGUUACGAGAGAGUUGACUAUAUUUUUGAGAAUUUAAAACUAACUAAACAAAUAUCUUUGCCUAUAUUUCAUCAGGAGCUUAUUUAUUUAUGGAAUGGGUUUAAAGUGCUUGGCCACAGACCUGAUCUUGUUGAACCUUUGAUGAAUCUGGUGGAUAAUUCGCUACAUAUUCUGCACAAAGCAAAAGGUGAGGACUAUUUCAAUGUCAGGUCGGUUCAUCGCGAGGAACGCCAUAAGAAAUUCAGACUUUUUACCUCCUUGCUUCAUGAUAAAUCAAAUAUUAGAAAAUGUUAGGCAAUAUGAGAUGUUUAUCCCGAUCAUAUGACGGUACUCUGACCUACAGAAACUUUUUAAAAACAUAGGGUGAGAGUUAAAGAUUGAAAUAAGUUGUUUGUUUUAUAGAUGACUAUGGAAGUUACCUGGAUGACUGGUGUUUGGGUAAAUUGCUCCAGGCAAUGUGUUGUCGAUGUUUAAACAGGAAACGAGAAGCCAUGGAGUAUCUGAAGGGUGCUCUCAGUCGGUUAGACUUCUUUUAGACUUCUUUUAGUUUUUGUGAUUUCUUUUUUGUGUGUGCGUAAAUUUCUGUUUCUUGUUGUAGAUCCAAAGAUUUGAGCAACGAUUCUUACCUGGCUCCCUACACAUGUGCAGAGAUUGGAUUUCUUUACCUUGAAGAGGGAGAUCUGGAACUAGCCAGAGAACACUUGGAGCGUGCAAGGUUAGGUUUCAGUAUUGCUUGGUUACUAUUGGGUUGUUUAGCGGCACAGGACUGUUUUGGAUGACGUUAUCACUUCCUCUGUUGGCCAUUUCUUGCCCUCACAGGAAAUUGGGUCAAAGUUCCUUACCAGAACUAUAGUUGAGAAUCCCGAUUUCUUGAUACAUCACUGAAAUGCAUUGACCGUGAAGACCUAGGAAGAUGCCGUGCAGGGACUAAUGUUCCUUGCCCAUGAACGUCUGGGAAGGAAUGCGCGUGGAAGCCCAGAGAACGAGCGUGGGAGGCAAAGUGGAACAGUCUUAUAGGGAACCUGAUAACUCAGUGCCCUUAAUUGAAUCAUUGUUUGUUUGCUUUUACUAGGAAACAUCAGGAUCACUUGUUACAAAGCCUUCUUCAUCUACGAAUCCAUGCCGCUUUACAGAAAAUAGAAAAUUACUCCAUUCAAAAUGAACUGUUUGGGGUAGGUGGAGAAUUUGCAUGCCCUAACCAAGCACUCGUGAUAAAGGAAGACCUGGAAGAAUCAGGAAAUGAAUCUGAGUUUUUCGAUGCUGAAGAAGACUGGGACGAUAGUAGGCCUCGACAAGACUCCAACUCAUCAUUUGAUAUCAUAUCAGAUGAUGAACUUGAUACCAUUAUAUCGUAAGAAAAAUCUAUUUCAAUGGGCGAUGUGCAGCAUAUUUGUGGUAUCAGCUGUGCCCUGAAAAUAACAAGGACAGCGACACGUGUUGUUUGCAUAUAACCACGUUACUUUUGAAAGAAAGAGGACAGGUUUGGCACUUUUUUGGAGUUGCGAGAGUGUGCUCCUAAACUUUUUCAACCAGACACGUUAAAGGAUUAUAAAAAAGACGUUUCCUUUCUUGUAAAAUAAUCGUUAAAAUUGGUGUCAUUCAUUGGUUUUACUUAUGAUAGCUCCCAUCAAUUCAAGUGGAAGUUAUUUCUUGUCACUUUUAAUCAGGUAUAUAGAAACUGAGAUUAGAAUCUGUACAUACAUAUUUAAAAUGUGAUGUAUUUAUUCCUAUUAUAUAACAACUGCCUUUCCAUAAACCUGAACGUGAAUUGUAUAUACCGGUACUAAAUUAUUUUCAAAAUGAAGGGUCCAUAUUUUUACGUGAAUACUUCUCAAAGUUGUUGCAUGUAUAUUUUAUCUAUUUCACGCCAGUAUAUACACAUAUUUUGUCUGAUAUAGGUACAUUGUAGUCCCGUCUUUUGUGGUAACAACGUCUGAGAUAAAUAAGAUAAAUAGUUUAGGUUGUCUAAUGAUUGACAUUGUUCUCUGCUU
This is a messenger RNA of Porites lobata, 21429 nucleotides long. The record is from the annotation of a GenBank genome assembly. NCBI's taxonomy places the organism in Eukaryota, Metazoa, Cnidaria, Anthozoa, Scleractinia, Poritidae.